AUGGGCUCAACAGCAGUGGAACAAGACGGCCUCGUCAUUCCUAUCAUCAACUUUUCCGAUUUCCUCUCUGGCUCCCCCGAAUCCAAAGCUGCUACCGCCAAAGCAAUCCUCACUGCCUUUCAGACUUCAGGCUUUCUCUACCUCUCCCACACCCCCAUCCCCCCCGACCUCUUGACCUCUGUCUUUGCCAACUCUGCCAGCUUUUUUGAUCACGGAGAAGACUUCAAGAGGAAGUACCUGUGGACCACACCCGACGCCAAUAGGGGGUACUCGGCCCCCGGCAGAGAAAAAGUGACACAGCUGACGAAGCCGGACGAGGUGGAGAGUUUAAGGGAGAAGGUGCCCGAUCUGAAGGAGAGUUUUGAGAUUGGGAGGGAGGAUGAACCUGGUCAUCCUAACCGCUGGCCCGAGUUGGCAGGGUUCAGGGAAGUGAUGACUGAGUUUCACAGACGGUGUCAUGAGCUGAAUGUGGAGGUUAUGAGGGCUAUUGCUGUGGGUAUGGGGUUGGGGGAGGGGUUUUUUGAUGGGUUUGUGGACAGGGGGGAUAAUACGUUACGGUUGUUGCAUUAUCCGGCUGUGGGAAAGGAAAGGUUUGAGCAGGGGGCGAUUCGGGCGGGGGAGCAUAGUGAUUAUGGGAGUAUCACGCUUUUGUUUCAGGAUGGGAGGGGGGGUUUGCAGGUUAGGGCGCCGGGGGGGAGGUUUGUGGAUGCGAGGCCUGUUGAGGGGACGGUGGUGGUGAAUGCGGGGGAUUUGCUGGCUAGGUGGGCGAAUGAUGGGGUGAAGAGUACGAUUCAUCGGGUUGUUGAGCCUCCGCCUCCGAAGGAGGAGGGGGAGAGUGAAGAGGUGAAGGAGUAUCCGGCCAGGUAUAGUGUUGCCUUCAUCGAGGCUAUUCCUGGGACUUAUGGGGCCGAGAAGGGGGAGAAGAAGUAUGAGGGGAUAUAUAGCGGGGAGUAUUUGGUGCAGAGGUUGAGUGCUACUUAUUGA
Messenger RNA from Podospora anserina S mat+, 984 nucleotides. RefSeq lists its product as uncharacterized. Lineage: Eukaryota; Fungi; Ascomycota; Sordariomycetes; Sordariales; Podosporaceae. The transcript has 3 exons. The coding region runs from base 1 to 984 and encodes 327 amino acids. The record is from RefSeq and is a predicted model, not a curated record.